Messenger RNA from Paramecium tetraurelia, 7242 nucleotides. RefSeq lists its product as uncharacterized. The record is from RefSeq and is a predicted model, not a curated record. Lineage: Eukaryota; Ciliophora; Oligohymenophorea; Peniculida; Parameciidae. The transcript is spliced from 3 exons.
AUGAAUAAAAAACCUUUACUUCCUAGACAAACUAAACCCACUUCUUCAUCUCCGCCCUCAAAUUCGGGGAACACUUUACUAGAUCGUAUAAAGAGUUUAAAUUAGAGACAAUCAGACCAAGUGAAAUAAUUAACACAUACUUCAUCUUUCACAACUGAUCGUGUAAAAAAUAGAACAAGGGCCAAUUAUUCUGAAUACUUUGAUUCGAGGAAAUUGCCAUUUAAUUCAACAUUACAACCAUCUAGAUCUAGCUCUUGUAAAAAAAAGAGGCACUUUUAUGAUGAAAAAGUGGAAAGUGAUGGCAAAGUCUCCUAAUUAGAAGAUUAAAAUAUGUAAAUCAAUGAUUUCAUCGCAAAUAUUCCAUUAUGUAAAUUAAGUAAAGAUGAACAAAUAGAAAAAUUAGAAAUAGAAAAAUCAAAUCUACACAAAUUAACAUCAGGUUAUUAGAAAAAAGCCGAGGAAAGAAAAACUAUUAUGAAAUAGUUGUACAACAUUUUGAAGACUAAAGAUCAAGAAAUAGAAUACUUGAGGAAGAAUUACGACAAUUAAAUUCUAAUUUAAUAACAAAAAUUGGAAUAGUUUAAACAUGAGUGUCAUUAAUAAUUAGAUAAGGCAGACAGUCGAAUAAUAAAGCUGGAAGGAAACCUAUAAACUGCAUUAUAAUAUAAGUAGAAAAGAUUAAAUGAUUUAUUGGUUAAAGAAGAGAAAAUGAGAGAUAUUCUAUCCAAACUAAUUAAAAAGUAAGAAAGUAAAGAAAAGAUAGAUGAAGUUAAGAAUAUUUUAGCAUUUAUAGCUAGAGAAAAAUCUAGAUUUGAAACCCCAAAAAAAUAAAAUUCAUAACAUGAGUAAAUAGAUAAUAUAUAGAAUGAGCAUCAAAAAUUAGUAUCUUUACAUGAAAAUGUCAUGCUUUAAAUAGAAAAAUUAAACUAUUAAGUAUCAUAAUGUUUAUAAACAUCUUAAUAUGGUUAAAAAGAUACAAUCAAAGAGCUUUCAUAAAAUCUCAAAGAAAUGAUUAAUUAAUUUUCUUUAUCUAAAAAUACUUUAAAAGAUAAGGAUUAAAAAUUAAUUUAAUUAUAAAAUGAUUUGAUGAAAUACAAAAAACUGGUUGAAAAUAAAAAAGAUAUUGAUACUUAAAAGUAUAUCUAAGUGAUUAAUGAAUUGAAAUUGGAAUCAAGUAAUUUAGAAAAAAAAUAUUAAUAACUAGUCAUACAAGAAAAGUUUGGAGAAGAAAACAAUUAAGAGCUAUAGAAUCUCAAUGAUUAAUUGAAUGUUUAAAUAAUCAAGCAAUAAUCUUAAAUAUAAUUAUUACACAAACAGAUUGACGAUUAAAACAAAGUCAUGAUGACAAAUGAAAAAAUUAUUUAGUAAUAUUAGCAAAAGGAAAAAUAAUUGUAUGAAGAAUUAGACAAUCAAAAAGAUUAAUAGGAAGAAAUAAACAAAUUAAAAAUUUCAUUAAUCUCAUUAAACAAUCAAAAAGAUCACCUUUUAGAAAAUAUUGAAUAAUUAUAAAAUGAAAUAAUCUCAAAAAAUGAUGUAAUCAAUUAGGCUGAAAAUUAAAUUAAUUAAUAAGUUAGGUAAUUAAAUAAGGGACAAUAAGACUUAAUUAAAUAUGAAAAUUAUAAUGAAGAACUAUAACAGAGAAAUAAGAUUUUACAAGAAAGAUUGAAAAAAGCAGAAGAUAAUAACUUAUAAUAAAUAUUACAAGAUAAAUUAUAAGAUAUAAACAAUAAGUUAGAGUUGUUGAAAAAUGAAAAUGAAAGUUUAUCUCACCAAAUUUAAGUAUUAUAAGAUGAAAAAGAUAAAUAUUUUGAAUAACUAAUUCAAUUAAUCAAAUAAAAGUAAAAUAAUCUUUUAUAUAAAUCUUAAUCUCCAAAAAAUGCAAUCUCAAGAUAAAGCAGUAAAUUUGGAGAUUAAUUAUUUAUUUCUGAUGGUAACAAUAAAUAAAUAUCAAAAUUUUAAACAGAAUUAGACAAAUUUGACGAAAUUAUAUCAUAAAUUACUUCCAAACUGAUUUAAGUUGAAUAACAAAAGAAUGAUUUUAGAAAUUUAAAUUUAGAAUAAUAAAAAUAGAAUUCAUAAUAUCUAUUGUAAAUAUCUAAUUUGGAAUAAGAUAAUAAAAAGUAUUCUUAAAUGCUUUAAUAAUGGCAUUAGCAAAUGACUGGUAAUAUCUCUGUUAAUUUGGAUUAAAAUUAAGAUAUAAUUAAACUUGUUAAGUAAGAAUUAAAAAAAUUGAAAAAAUUGGAGGAAGAAUAUUAGUAGUUACGGCAGAUAAAUUCAAAUUUAACCUUAGCCUAGGAAGAACUAAAUUUGGAAAUUGAAGAAAAGAAUCAAUUAUUAGAGCAAAAUAAAUAAUAGUUGGAAAUAGAAUAAGAAUAAUUAUAAAAUGCUAUCAAAGAAAAUUUGGAACUUAAAUAAUAAAACUAAACCUAAAAGCUAUUAGAAGUGAAUAAAUAAUUGGAACUAUAAAUUGAAGGUUUAAAACAAAAAGAAAAAGAAUAACAAGCCAAAUUAGAAAGUUUGAAAACCUAAACUGAAAACUAAGAUAAAAAGUUAAUUUAGAAUCAAAAUCUCAUUUAAUAGCUAAAUGAUAAAGAGAACAGUCAUAGUUAAUUAAAUUCAUAACUUCAAAGUGAUGUAAAUGAUUAUCUAAAACAAAUUUAAGAGAAAUCACAAGAAGUUGAAAAAUUUAAGAUGGAUUUAUUAUCCUCUGAAAAUAGAGUAAGAUAGUAAGAAUUAAUCGCUAAUGAACUUAAAAAUGAGAUUAUGCUUUUAACAAAUGAAAAUAAUAAUCACAAAGCUCAAUAAUAAUAAAUAUAAGAAUUAUAAUAAAAUUUAUAAACUUAAAUCAACUUAAAUUAAGAUUAAUUAGUUUCAAUUCAAAAACUGAAAGAAGAUUUAAAUUAACUAAAUCAACAAAUAACUUACAAAAGUGAAUAGUUAGAUUCAUAGUCGAUGGAUAUCAAUUAAUAAAAAGACCUAUUAUAAUUACAAAUUAUCUCAUAAUAAAAUUAAUUGAAGCAAUUGCAACAGUAGAUAGUGGAAAAUGAAACAGUUAUUACAGAAUAAAGUAAGAAGCUGAAUGAAACUAGCUAAGAUUUAGAAAAAUUGAAAUUUGAUUUGAAUUAGGUUGAAAUAGAGAAGGGCAAAUUAUUUUAAUAAUAAGAAGAUAGUUUAAUUUAAAUUAAAGAUUUGUUAUAAAAAAUAGAAUAAGGUGAACAACAUAAUUUAAAAUUGAAAGAUUAGAUUGAAUAAUAGGAAUAGAGAUUAUAAGAUAAUAUUGCUGAAUUAUAAAUCAAGCAAGAAGAAAUUAAUGAAAUGGCUAUGAAAGAGCAGGCAAGCAAGUUUGAAUUAGACUGCUUAAAAGCAAAAUGCCUUUCUUAUGAAUUGCAGAUUGAAGACUAAGAAAAAUUGAUAUCUCAAUAAAAUAACUAAGCUUAAUAGCUAUCUGAAAUUUAGGAGUAACUUUAAGAUUUAUAAAAAAAUAACGAAGAAUUGUAACAAAAUUUGAAUGAUAAAGAAUAAAAUUAUGAUAUUUUGUAGAAUGCCUAUUAUGAUAUUGGUGAUUAGAAGAAAAAUUUGGAAGAAGAAAUUGAAGACAAAAACUAAGAGAUAUCUAUAUAAAAUAGGGAUCUAAAGAUUUAUAAGGAAUAAAUUGAUUAAAAUAAGGCUCUAAUAAAUUAAUUAUAAGAGCAGAUAGCUCAAUUCAGAAAUAGUGCAAAUAUCAAUUUUGCUGAAAAUUGUAAACUGAAUGAAUAAGUUUAAAUGAUGAAAAAAGAAUUAGAGAGCUAUUAAAUUGACUCAAAAUAGAAUUUAGAUGAAAGAAGUGAUAAAAUUAAGGAUUUAGAAUAAUAAAUUAUAGAUUUACAAAAUGAAUUAGAGAAUUAAUAAUUUCAAAUAUAAUAUAAAGAUUCUAAAAUAGAAGAAUUAAACAACAAUCUAUAAGAAACAUCUGAGAAUCUAGAUGAUAUAAAAUAAGAAUUAGAAAUAACCUCUAGACAAUUGAAAAAUGAAUAAGCACAAAAAGAAGAAGAACUUAAAUGCAAAUAAUAAUUAGAAGGUAUUAUACAAUAAUAGAAGUUGGAAGCAUAAUAAUAUAUUUUAACAACUAAUUAAUAAUAAGAAAAUUUGCUAUCUUUACAUAAUAAAAUAAUUGAAUACUGUAAUGAGAUAGAAAGUUUGAAAAAUUAAAUUUCAACAUUGUAAAUUGAAUGUGAAAAAUAGCAAAAAGAGAUGGAAGUUUUAAAUGAAAAUUUAAAUCAGGCCAAUACUUUACUUGAAGACUAAAAAUCAAAUUUAGAAAAUUCAGAAUUUCAAAUCAAUUAUUUUUAAACUCAAUCUAAAGAGAUAAAAAUUCAAUAUGAUUAAUUAUAAGAGAAAUUGCAGGACUUGGAAUAAGAAAAUGAAAUACUAAACAGAAACUAAUCCAAUAAUGCACAGAAGUAAGAAUAAAUCUAAAAUGAAAAAUAUAUUUUAUAAUAAGAGAUAUCACAAUUAAAGUAAUCGCUUGCUACUUUAUUUGAAGAAAGAUAAAAUAAUUAAGACAGAAUAUAAGAAUUAAUAUUUACAAUUGAGUUAUAAAAAUCUGAGGAUGCAAAAAAAGAUUAAAAAAUAGAGUUGAUUACAAAUUAAGAACUUGAUUUACAGCAACGUUUAAUUGAACUAUAAGAAUAAAAUACAACCUAUCAAUAAAAUAUUGAGUCAAUCUAAAACUAAUUGAAGGAUGAAUAACUUAUUACAGAGAAUUUAAAACAAUAGAAUGAAAAAGAUUAAAAACAAAUAGAUGAACUUAAAAAUAUUGAAAUAGUCUAACUAAAUCAAUAGAUAGUUAAUUUAAAGGAAAAAAUCGCAUUCCUUGAAUAAAAUGAAAUUUAAACUUCAGAAUUAAGUAGUCAUCUCGAAAAUUUAAGAUAAGAGAAAUAAAUUAAAGAGCAAAAAGAGAAAUUAUUUAGGGAGGAAAAUGAUAAACUCAAAGAGGAAAUAAAUAAUUUUAAGAACUAAAUAAAUUAAUUAGAAAGGGAUAAUAUUACAAAUGAAUAAAAUUAUCAUUAGUUACAAGAAGAAAUGAAAACAAUUGAAAUCAAAUAUGAAUAACUCAAGACAUAAGAACAAUAAUUAAUCUAAUUGAACCAAGAUAAAAGUGAAUAAAUUUCAAAUCUAAAAGUAAUAUAGACUGAUUUUGAGUAAAAGUUAGAAUAAUUAAAUAAUGAAAUAAAAGUGUAUUAAGAAGAAAAGUAGACUUAGGAGAACAAAAUAUCAUAAUUGAAUGAGUUACAAUUGCAACUUGAAAAUCAAAGAGAAUCUAUAACUUUAGAACUUGAAUAGCUUAAUGAAUAAAUUAAGGACUUAAAGAAAUAGAGUGAAAUUAAUGCUUGCUAACAAAAUGAAAAAAUAGAUUAAUUAACAAAUUAAAUAACUCUAUUGUAAUAAAAAAAUGAGGAAUAGGAGAAUUAGAUAAAAGAAUUGAGUUUGCAGAAUGAAGAAUUGCAGGAUUAAUAAUUGUAAUUUAUGGAAUAACUACAAACUGAGAAACAAGCUCACAAUACUUAAUUAUCCGAAAAUUAUCAAUUAUAAGAAAAAUUGUAGAAUGAAUUGGAAAACGCGCAAUAAUCAAAAGAUUAGGUACAAAGAUUAGAAUAAGAGUUAUAUUAACUUUAGUAAGCAUUGCUAGAUAAGGAUGAAAGUUUAGUUAGAUGGAGAGAAUAAUAAUGUUGUAGUUAAUAUAUCUAAAAUGAAUAAAUAGGUUAAUCAUAAAAUACUGAACAAAUAGAUAAAGAAAAUAAUAAUGAAUCUGAAAAAUUGAAUAAAGGAAUAAUGCAAGAAUCCUUAUCAAAUCCUUUAGAGGAUUAAGACAAUGAUUAUAAAGUUGAAAUGAAGGAACAUGUGAAUUCUAGAAUUUUUGAUUUAGAAUUUGAUGAAAAAAGUGGUACUUAGUAGUAGAACAUAUUGCCAGCAGUUAGUGAAAAUGUAAGUGAAGCAUAUGAUUUAGCAAUCAAAAGGAGUAUGGGACUGUCAAAAGAUUAAAUUAUAUAACAAUUAUAAGAUUAAAAUAGAUUAUUGUAAUAAUAAAUUGAAAACUUGAAUUAAGAAAAUAUAAUUUAUGAAUCUCCUAGCCAACACAAGGCUUUAAUAGAAGAGUUAUAAUAAUAAAUUUAAUAACUAAAAAAUUAAUAAUUACAAAGGAUUAUUCAGUCUCCUUUAUAAGUAUUAAUUGGAGAGCAUUUAGAUGAUGAAAAAGAUGAAUUAAAUUAAUAGGAGAAAUAUCAUUUAUUAUGGGAAAAGUGUACAGGCUUAGAGUUAGAAAUUUAAACAAUUUUAUUUGAAAGCAAAGAAACUCAUAAAAUAAAUGAAUAAUUGAAAAAGGAAAAUGACAGUUUAUUAUUGUAAAUAAACGUCUUAAAUAAGACUGUUAAGGUUUGGCAAGAAACAACAACAAACAUCCAUUAAUAACAUGAUUAAAAAUAAUUAAUAACAUUCAGUGUAUUACAAAAGGUUCUCAAUUAAGAAUAGCAAUGGGCAUCAUAAAUCAAUUAGAUUGGACUGAGUUCAGAAUGCGAAUCAAUCCUUAGGUAGGUUUGCUAAACAGUCUAUGGAGUUCCUGCUCUUCAAAAAUAACUUGAUGAUAUUAAAAAAUAAUCAGAUAAAGAGAAAUAGGAAAUCAAUUCAUUGAUUAAUGAGAGAUGUGUAUUAAGCCAAUAAAUAAUUGAUAUAACCAGUCAACAUGAGAAUUCAUCAAGACGUAAUAAAAUGAGCGAACCAAACAGUGCGUUAAAGAUCAAUUAAUCUAUGGAUGAAGAGGAUCCAAGUUUAAAUAUUAAAUAGCUUAUUGUCAAACUCAAAAGAGAAUUAGAAAUUUUGAAGAUUGAAAAUCAUUAAUUGACUUUGUAAAUGAAACAGCAUGAAUAAAAUGAAGAUAUUUAUAUGAAAUAAAACAAGUUGAUGAAAGAUGAGAAUAGAUCAUUAAGUGAGAAAUUAAAUUAGAUGUCAGAUGAACUAUAAAAGAUGGCAGAAAAAGUUUCUAAUUCAGAAAAUGGAGCUUUGGCUGAACACCUAAAGAAGAAUAUCUAGAAGUUCUUUGAAGCUUUGCAAUAAGAAAAAAAAUAAGAAUUCCAGUCUUAUGCAUCUCAUCUGUUAAAAUUAAGUGGAGUUUAAUUUGAAUAGCAAAUAAGUGAAACUUUAAUUAUCAAAUUAAGUUCUGUAAUUGAUAAAAAGAAAUCAAGUGGAGUAUUUGGAAUGUUCAAGUGA